GCACUGUCGAGGGCUCGCGCAUUCGUUGCAGAGUUGACGCUCGAGGAAAAGGCUGGUAUGGUCACAGGGACUCCUGGACCAUGUGUUGGCAACAUAGCACCAAUUGAACGCCUUAAAUUCAGUGCACUUUGCCUACAGGAUGGACCACUAGCUAUUCGUCAAGCCAUCUAUGCCUCUGUCUUCUCUGCCCAGCUAUCAGCGGCAGCUUCAUGGGACCGGUCACUUGCUCGCCAGCGUGGGGUGUUUAUGGGCAACGAAUUUCGAGGAAAGGGUGCACAAAUCGCCCUAGGUCCAGUUGUUGGACCCCUGGGAAGAUCACCAUUUGGCGGCCGAAACUGGGAAGGGUUCAGCCCUGACACCUACCUCUCGGGCGAGCUAGUUUCAGAGACAGUUCAAGGCAUUCAAAGUGCUGGUGUACAGGCCACAACCAAGCAUUACAUCCUUAAUGAGCAAGAGACACAGCGGAACCCAUCAAAGAAUGAAAAUGGAACUACAAUUGAAGCAAUCAGUUCGAAUAUUGAUGACAAGACAAUGCACGAAACCUAUCUCUGGCCUUUCGCGAAUGCGGUACACGCAGGUACCGCCUCUAUCAUGUGCUCUUACAAUCGCAUAAACGGCAGCUAUGGUUGCGCGAAUAGUAAGACUCUCAAUGGCCUACUCAAAGAAGAGUUGGGCUUUCAGGGAUAUGUAAUGUCUGACUGGGGUGGUGUCCACUCCGGUGUGGCAUCUAUCGAGGCUGGUCUGGAUAUGAAUAUGCCUGGAGGUAUCGGCUUCGUGAAGGCCAGGCCAUCGUUCUUUGGCGAGAAUGUCACAGCUGCUGUCAAUAACGGAACAUUGUCCAUCGAACGAGUUAAUGACAUGGUUCUUCGGAUCAUGACGCCUUAUUACUUCCUAAACCAGGAUGUCGGUUUUCCACUUGUAGACGGCUACACCCCAAAGCUUGGAUUCUACCCUCCGGAGAACUAUGUAUACAACUUUACUCUAGGCCCCAUCGUUGAUGUCCGUAAGCAAGAACAUGCCAAGCUGAUCCGGACCCUCGGUGCUGCAGGUACGGUCCUACUGAAGAACGUCAACGCCUCUCUUCCGUUGAAGCAACCAAAGAACAUUGGAGUGUUUGGUAAUGACGCAGCAGACUUCACGCAAGGCUUCGCUAAUGACAAUUACGAUAUUGGUACUCUAGCAGUUGGAGGUGGUAGUGGGACCGGGCGAUUCACUUACGUUGUUUCGCCACUAGACGCUAUCAAAUCCCGCGCGCAGUCGUACGGUGCUCUUGUGCAGUACAUCACAGACAAUAAGGCUAUCGCCAACAAGGGCCUUUCUUCCCUCGCCCCUACCCCUUUGGACGUAUGUAUCGUUUUCCUCAAAUCGUGGGCAAGCGAGGGAGAUGACCGUACAACGCUGAUCGCGGAAUGGAACUCCACCGUCGUCGUUGAAACAACUGCUGCAAGCUGCCCGAACACAAUCGUUGUGCUACACGGCGCAGCACCCAACGUCCUGCCUUGGGCGAACAACCCGAAUGUUACCGCUAUUCUUGCAGGACACAUGCCUGGUCAGGAGACUGGAAAUUCAAUUGUCGACAUUUUGUGGGGUGAUGUCGAUCCCUCCGGCAGGCUGCCAUACACGAUUGCCAAUAACGAGACCCAAUAUGCGAGGAAUCUCGUCAACAGCACCGAACUGCAGACGACGACAGAUCCCAAUGCGUGGCAAGCUGACUUUGUCGAGGGGAAUCUGAUUGACUACAAGGAGUUCGAUGCCCAGAAUGCGAGCGUUGCUUACGAGUUCGGGUUCGGAUUGAGCUACGCGACCUUCGAGAUUUCAGACCUCCAGAUCAAGGCGGCAGUGAACAAUGCUCCACGCACGCCAGAUCCUCAAGCGCAGAUCAUUCCAGGUGGCAACAUCGAGCUUUGGACAACCCUGGCUACGGUCGGCGUGACUGUCAAAAACACGGGUGAGGUCGCGGGUUCGACCGUGCCGCAAUUGUACCUGUCUUACCCAGACGAAGCGAAACUCCCUGUGAGGAGCCUGCGGGGCUUUGAAAAGGUUUCCCUCGAUUCUGGUGCCUCUAUCACUGUACAAUUCCCUUUGUUGAGACGCGAUUUGAGCUAUUGGGAUACGUCAGCACAGACUUGGAGGCUACCUACUGGAGACAUUAUGGCGAGCGUAGGGUUCAGCUCCAGGAAUUUACCACUCAAGGGGACCUUGACUGUCUAGUUUGUGGGUAUUGGCAUUUUACAUCUGACAACAUGUGUAAUCUUGUCGACGAAGAUUUGUAGUAGCGAAGCCAUAUUGGAGAUAAUACCAG
Messenger RNA from Cucurbitaria berberidis CBS 394.84, 2302 nucleotides. Its product is annotated as glycoside hydrolase family 3 protein. The record is from RefSeq and is a predicted model, not a curated record. Gene Ontology annotation, biological process: glucan catabolic process. Gene Ontology annotation, molecular function: beta-glucosidase activity. The coding region runs from base 58 to 2211 and encodes 717 amino acids. The transcript has 8 exons. NCBI's taxonomy places the organism in Eukaryota, Fungi, Ascomycota, Dothideomycetes, Pleosporales, Cucurbitariaceae.